Messenger RNA from Monomorium pharaonis (pharaoh ant), 4240 nucleotides. RefSeq names its product carnitine O-palmitoyltransferase 1, muscle isoform (gene whd). The record is from RefSeq and is a predicted model, not a curated record. Gene Ontology annotation, cellular component: mitochondrion. Bases 489 to 2876 code for a protein of 795 amino acids. NCBI's taxonomy places the organism in Eukaryota, Metazoa, Arthropoda, Insecta, Hymenoptera, Formicidae. The transcript is spliced from 16 exons. Gene Ontology annotation, biological process: carnitine metabolic process; fatty acid metabolic process. Gene Ontology annotation, molecular function: carnitine O-palmitoyltransferase activity.
AAGGAGACGGAGCCCCGAAACGGAAGAAAACAGCAGAUGCUCCCACCGCUCCACGCAGGUCGAGAAGAGUGGGGCUCCCCUCUACGGGGGCCUGUGUGCUGUGUGUGUGUUUGUGCAAGCGGGACACGCAAGUGCGGACAGCCUUGCUGCCGAUGCCGACUUGCUAGGUGUCGUGAACGUGAACAACUGAAUUGGCAUCGCUGCUUAGCGCCGUCGUCCCGCUCCGUGCGCUCCUCAGUCAGUCCACUGCAGUGCUCCGAGACGUUUGGUCGCGUCCUCGUCGGGCUGCACAGUGCGUGACGAAACGAUUCGAAUUCACAGUAACGUAAACAGGAAGUGCGUUUCAACCAAGACCGACCGCCCUCCCCUGGUCGCGUCGAGCAUCAUCGCAGGCAAAACCUCGUGGCACCUUAACCGAAACGUCUCCACAUAGAACACAGCUCGGAAACAGCGCGCGCGUACACUCUCCACCGGAAGGCUAACGCAGAAUGGCGGAAGCCCAUUCAGCCGUAGCAUUCAGCUUUUCGAUAACACACGAAGGAUGGGACGUAAACUUCGAUCGAGAAGUACUCCACUUGGUCUGGCAGUCUGGUGUACGAUCAUGGAAAAAAAGAUUCUUUCGAUUUCAGAACAAUCUGAAAAGCGGCGUUUAUCCAGCUUCUUUGGAGAGUCUAUGGAUCACUGUAAUUUUAGUAACGGCGAUACACUUUGCUGGUUAUAAAGUUCCGUAUGACCUCGUUGGAAAAGUUUCACCAUAUCUUUUUGCAUCCUCGAUACUAGCACAUCUGGCAGGCUCCUUCGUAGUCGGGCUGUUUUUAUGGUUGGCAGUCAUAUACAUGAUUCGAUAUACGCUGAAAUUGUUACUUAUGUACAAAGGAUGGAUGUACGAGUCAAGAGGCAAAGGUCGCAGGCCAUCAAAGUUGACUCAGGUCUGGGUGUUGCUGGUGAAAUUGUUUUCAGGUUGGCAUAAGCCCAUGUUAUACAGUUUCCAAGGAUCACUGCCACGAUUGCCGCUACCGACAGUACCUGAUACUAUGAAGCGGUAUCUGAGGAGUGUACGGCCGUUGCUCGAUGAUGAGAAUUACGCUCGCAUGGAAAAGUUGGCCAACGAGUUUCAGAACGGCAUCGGAGUCAAGUUGCAACGUUACCUGAUUCUUAAGUCUUGGUGGACCACCAACUACGUAUCUGAUUGGUGGGAGGAGUAUGUUUAUUUACGCGGUAGAUCGCCUUUAAUGGUUAACUCGAAUUUUUAUGGAAUCGAUGCCAUUCUCUCGCAUCCUACAAACGUACAAGCCGCGCGAGCCGCAGCCGUAAUAUAUUCCUGCUUACAAUAUAGACGUCUCAUCGAACGCCAAGAGUUAGAACCGAUUCUAGUACAAGGAAUAGUACCAUUGUGUUCUUGGCAGUAUGAAAGAGUAUUCAAUACUACACGAAUUCCAGGAAUUGAAUGUGAUAAAAUUGUGCAUUACCAGGAUUCUAAACAUAUUGUAGUGUAUCAUAAGGGCAGAUAUUUCAAGGUUUUAAUUUAUUACCGAAAUAGAAUUCUUCAAGCCUGUGAGAUAGAACUUCAAAUUCAACAAAUUUUGGAUGAUAAUUCAACACCAUCAGAAGGAGAGGAGAAAUUGGCUGCUUUGACAGCUGGUGAAAGAACUGCCUGGGCACAAGCCAGGAAAGACUUCUUCACGAAAGGUGUAAAUAAGGCUUCUUUGGACAUUAUUGAGAAGGCCGCAUUUGUGGUCGCAUUGGACGAUGUACCUUAUGAAUACGAUCCAAAACAUCCAGAAAAAUUGGAUCAUUAUGGUAGAGUCCUAUUACACGGAAAAGGAUAUGAUCGAUGGUUCGAUAAAUCUUUUACGCUAUGCAUUGGAAGCAACGGCAGAAUUGGCUUCAACGCAGAACAUUCUUGGGCAGAUGCUGCAGUCAUGUCACACUUGUGGGAGUACAUAGUAUGUUCGGAGUUCCUGGAUCAACAGGCCGAUGCGCCAGUGCUCGGAACUCUAUGGGAAUUUAUUAUAGCUGCUGAUAUUGAAAUCGGAUAUAAGGACGGACAUAAUGCGGGUAAUCCAGAAUUUGCACCUCCAACUCCAAUUCGAUUGCAAUGGGAUUUAAAUGCCAAAUGUGUUGAAGCUAUUGAACAAUCUUAUAAAGUAGCGCUCAGUAUAUUAAAUGAGAUUGAAUUACGUGUUUAUGUGCAUGAUGCUUAUGGAAAAGGUUUGAUGAAAAAUCACUCCAUAUCACCAGACGCUUAUAUACAAAUGGCAUUACAAUUAGCGUAUUAUCGUGAUGCUGGUAAAUUUAAUUUAACUUAUGAAGCUUCCAUGACGAGGUUGUUUCGAGAAGGUAGAACAGAAACAGUUAGACCAUGCACUAUUGAAUCUUCUAAAUGGGUUAAAGCUAUGGAAGAUAAAACAAUAACGGUAACAGAAAAAAUCAAGUUGUUAAUGGAUGCAGUGGGAAGACAUCAAAGAGGUUAUCAAGAUGCCAUGUGUGGUAAAGGAAUAGACAGGCAUCUGUUCUGUUUAUAUGUAGUAUCAAAGUACUUAGAAGUAGAUUCACCAUUUUUGAAGGAAGUUCUAAGCGAGCCAUGGAGAUUGUCAACAUCGCAAACGCCACAUGGCCAAACAUCAAAAUUGGAUUUGAAGAAGUAUCCCAACUGUAUUUCAGCUGGUGGUGGAUUUGGUCCUGUAGCCGAUGAUGGCUAUGGUGUUUCUUACAUAAUUGCAGGAGAAGAUCUUCUAUUUUUCCAUGUUUCUAGUAAACGAUCUUCAUCAAAAACGGAUGCCGCCAGAUUUGCAAAACAAAUCGAGAAAGCACUUGGCGAUAUGAAAGACUUGCUAGAACAAAAAAAGAAAAUACAUCAGAAUGGAUCUGCGUAACUUAUUCAUUACCUAUAGCGAUCGCGUGCAAAAGUAAUUAAUUAUAGACUACGCAAUUAUGCGGAAUUUAUAACACCAGAUAACUUUUGGCUCGUGGAAGGAUUCGAUAAUGUAAACAUAGUUUUAAUGUUUAAAAUAUAAUUUUCCUAAGAGUUUUUUUUUUCGUAGACAAUUAUUUUAUUAGAUAAAGGUUAUAAAAAAAAUUACGGGCCCAAAAUUCAAAAUACAUUAUAGACAUUGCACAUAUAGAGGUAGAUUUUAUGGAAUCAUUUCAUUUGUCAUAUAUGUAUCAUUUCUCAUAAUUAUCAUCUUUAUUAUUAAAUAAUCGUUUAUAAACUGACAAUUUAUGCGUGAUUUACUAACAAUGUUGCACAGCAAAGUGUCCACAAAAGUACCAAAUCUCGAUUAUUUGCUGUUCAAUAUUAGAAAUUAAAAAAAAAACUUGACAUUAAUAUACAGAAAUCUAAAAAUUGACUGUAAAUCUUAUUAUUAAAAUUGUUGAACAUUUCAUGUGAUAUAAAAAAAAGUUAUUGAAGUGAAAACUUAAAUAAUGAAAACACCAAAUUUUGUAAGAUUUCAUGAAUGCAUAUUAUCACACUGCAUAUCCACUACAAGUAUAUAAGCGGUUUAAUAAUUUUAUUAUGCAUAGAUAUGUGUACUAUAUCCUAAUUUAGCAUCAACAAGUGAUUUAUACAAGUAUGCAAUGCAAUUUACGCAUAUUAAGAAAUGAUUUUCUUUCUGUUAUUAUAUACAAGUGGUAGACAAGUAUUGCCUUUAUCUUAAUAUGAAGAGACAUCGAUCUGUAUGAUCAAUCUCGUCAAUUUAAUAUCUAAUGAGAUAGAGAUGUGCAACUACGAAUAUGUGAUUACUCCAAUUUCUUUUUUAGGUAAAUGUUUAAGCGAUGCCAUAUAUUGAUAUGUGCAACUUAUCAAUGCAAAAUGUUUUAAUUGUAAGUAAUUACUAAUUGUAAGCAAUUUUAUACUUAGAAAAGAAGCGUAUAAUUACAUUUCCCAUAUAUAUUUGUUAAAGAUAUAUUUAAAAAUAAUGGUGCUUUUAAACCCUUGUUGUUAUUUUUUGGUGGUGUUAUAAUUAAAACAUUAAGAUAUUUAAGCGUAGGAGAUAUAUGAAAUGAAAGAUGAUAAGAUAUACGUAACAUUUUUGUAUACUUAAUUUCAUCUUUGUAUAUUUACUGAAAGUUCUGAUAAUAAUAAUUGUAAAGAUGUGAAAUUGUACGAUAGAAUUUCGUCUGUUAGUCCGCAUAACUUUGACAUCCACUAUAUAUAGAACUUUUAUGGAAAUGACACUGCUAGACAUUUGCAGGAAAAUUCCUGAAAGAUCUAAAAUAUGCUUAUCGAGAAAAAAAA